CCGCCUUUGGACGCGUGUGCCGCCGAGUCGCCAAAACGUCGCCGUCACACUCUUUGGACUCGCCCGUAAUCUUGGCCGGGCUGUUGCUCCUCCGAUUAUCUCGCCAUCUCGAACACAGAGCGCAGCAUCCGCGAAAAACACAACAAGCGCCGCAGGCUUAAUUCCGUUUUUCGUCUCAAUUUUGUUGUUAUUCUUGUUAUUUUCUCCGUUUAGUUUGAUGUUGUGUUUUUUUUGCGGGAAGUAUUUGAUGUCAUCUAAAAUUAAACGUGUUCCCAAGUUCCUAAAAAAUGUGUCAUUCAUUCCGCGCGAUCGUGCGUGUGUGUUAAGUAAUGCAAACAAAUAAAUGAUAAUGAUAAAAAGGUGAUAAACGUUUAAAGCUUUGAACAAGAAAAAAAGAGGUGCAAAAAAGCAAAAAGAAAACCCCAUGUGAGUGCGAGAGGACGGGGGCGCUAAUUCGAGAAUUCACCAGUUAAUACGGGGCAGCGUGAGACCCAAGACCCUGAGACCCUGACCCCAAGAACGAUUCCAAACAUCCCAAAAGAUUCCUCGGCGGGUGCAUAACGAAUUAGAUUCGUUUAAUUGCGCAUCGCACGGCGGAGAGAGAGAAAGUGCCCGCGGAGUGCCAGAGUUCAGGAGCGGAGACGCCUCGCUGACAGGUUCCUGCUGUCUUCCAUAUUGCACCAAACGCUUGUCGCAAAACCAUCAAAAAAUAAGAACAAAAAGUUCGGGCUUCCAAGGUCCACACACAUGGCAGACGACGAUUUGAGGGCUCUGGUCGAUAGCCUGGAUGACGCCUCGCAGGAGGACCUGGCCAAGGUCAUCGCCAACUUCUCGGUGGACAUGCUGCAGCGGGCCAGUGCCCUAAUUGGCGCCCAACAGGGGAACAGUGGGGGGUCACUACAAAACCGCACGCAGCAAUGUCAGCAGCAGCAACAGCGAGAUGAGGAGCAGGCGUCCCUAGAGGCCCUUACAUCGGGUGGCAAGCGGAUUUUACAAUGUCCCAGCUCGUUCGAUUCGGUGCUGUGCUGGCCGAGAACAAAUGCCGGCAGCCUGGCUGUCUUGCCCUGUUUCGAGGAAUUCAAGGGCGUUCACUACGACACAACAGACAAUGCCACCCGCUUUUGUUUUCCAAACGGAACCUGGGAUCAUUAUUCCGACUAUGAUCGCUGUCAUCAGAACUCAGGUUCCAUACCCGUAGUACCGGACUUCUCGCCCAACGUCGAACUGCCGGCUAUCAUUUACGCCUGUGGUUAUUUCCUAAGCUUUGCCACCUUGGUGGUGGCCCUCAUCAUAUUCCUCAGUUUUAAAGAUCUGCGUUGCCUGCGAAAUACCAUUCAUGCAAAUUUGUUCCUCACCUACAUAACCUCAGCCCUCCUGUGGAUUCUCACCUUGUUUCUCCAAGUGAUAACCACGGAGUCUAGUCAGGCUGGCUGCAUAACGCUAGUCAUCAUGUUCCAAUACUUUUACCUGACCAACUUUUUCUGGAUGUUUGUGGAGGGCCUCUAUCUGUACACGUUGGUGGUGCAAACGUUCUCCAGCGAUAACAUUAGCUUUAUUAUCUACGCCCUCAUAGGCUGGGGCUGCCCAGCUUUAUGCAUUUUGGUGUGGUCCAUUGCGAAGGCCUUUGCCCCGCAUCUCGAGAACGAGCACUUCAAUGGGGUAGGUCUUGAGCUUAGGCUUAUCUUGGGGUCACCUUUUAACCUUAUUUUUUUGGAUUUUUUUGAUAAGCUUGAAAUUGAUUGUGCAUGGAUGCGCGAAUCUCAUAUUGACUGGAUUUUCAAGGUACCUGCUUCACUGGCUCUGCUGGUUAAUCUAGUAUUUCUCAUACGCAUCAUGUGGGUGCUCAUCACUAAGUUGCGUUCCGCACAUACCCUGGAAACACGGCAGUACUACAAGGCCUCGAAGGCUUUGCUGGUGCUGAUACCUCUUUUUGGGAUCACCUAUCUGCUGGUGCUAACUGGCCCGGAACAGGGCAUAAGUAGAAAUCUCUUCGAGGCCAUAAGAGCCUUUCUCAUCAGCACGCAGGGCUUCUUUGUUGCUCUGUUCUAUUGUUUCCUCAACUCUGAGGUGCGUCAGACGCUGAGGCAUCGAUUCACGCGAUGGCGAGAGAGCAGGAAUAUCCAUCGGAACAGCUCCAUCAAGAAUCGCAGGCAUCGCGCCUCAAAAGACUACUCGCUGAGAUCGCGAACCGAAAGUCUACGACUGACAUCAACAAGUCCCGUACCCACUGGACACUAUGAAUGAACACCACACACAAAUCUAUAUCUUUACGACACAGAGAUUUCCCCCCACAUAUAUAUGUAGAGCCUUCCCCUUUGUCCAUAAGUAUUGCAUGUUAGUUUACACCAUAAGAGCUCAGAUUAAAGUAUUAUAUUUUUUAUAAACAAA
Molecule: messenger RNA, 2388 nt
Organism: Drosophila eugracilis
Lineage: Eukaryota; Metazoa; Arthropoda; Insecta; Diptera; Drosophilidae
Gene: Dh44-R2
Product: diuretic hormone receptor
Exons: 11
Coding region: 748-2244 (498 amino acids)
Biological process (GO): adenylate cyclase-modulating G protein-coupled receptor signaling pathway; cell surface receptor signaling pathway
Cellular component (GO): plasma membrane
Molecular function (GO): peptide hormone binding; G protein-coupled peptide receptor activity; diuretic hormone receptor activity
Source: RefSeq, a predicted model, not a curated record